UAGAGUUUAAACAAGUUUUGAGAAAAUUUUUUUAAGCUAAAAUGAGAAUAUACCAAAGUUUCUUCAUUUUGUUCAUCACCAUUGUUGUUAGUUGUUUAGUUACAACAUUUGAAAGUAAAGAGUUAGAAGGAUGGAAACAUGGUCGUGCUACAUUUUAUGGAGACAUGAAGGGUGGCGAAACCAUGCAGGGAGCUUGUGGAUAUGGAGAUCUAUUCAAGCAAGGUUAUGGCCUGAAAACAGCAGCAUUAAGCACAGCACUCUUCAACAAUGGUGCUACCUGUGGAGCUUGCUUUCAAUUAAUGUGUGUUGAUGCUCCUCAAUCAUGUCAUCUGGGAAAUAGAAUUAUAACUAUAACAGCCACCAAUUUCUGCCCUCCAGAUUACUCAAAAACUGAAGACAUUUGGUGCAAUCCUCCACAAGAACACUUUGAUCUGUCGAUGCCUAUGUUCUUAGAGAUUGCCAAGUACGAAGCAGGAGUUGUCCCUGUAAAGUACAGAAGAGUCCAUUGCCAAAAAACAGGAGGUCUCAAGUUUGAGAUGAAAGGGAAUCCUAAUUGGAUUCUUGUUCUUGUUCACAAUGUGGGAGGUGUUGGAGAUGUUGUCAAUGUCAAAGUCAAAGGAUCUAACUCUUCAUGGUUACCCAUGCAGCGAAACUGGGGACAAAAUUGGCAGACUCACGAGAGGUUGGUGGGACAGAGCUUGUGUUUCCAAGUACAAGCUAGUGAUGGUCGAUGGGUUGAAACUGAUUAUAUUGUUCCUGCUAACUGGCAAGUUGGUCAGACAUUUGAAGCGAAGACUAAUUUUUAA
Messenger RNA from Capsicum annuum, 806 nucleotides. Its product is annotated as expansin-A23. Lineage: Eukaryota; Viridiplantae; Streptophyta; Magnoliopsida; Solanales; Solanaceae. Gene Ontology annotation, cellular component: extracellular region. The transcript is spliced from 2 exons. The coding region runs from base 42 to 806 and encodes 254 amino acids. Gene Ontology annotation, biological process: plant-type cell wall organization. The record is from RefSeq and is a predicted model, not a curated record.